Molecule: messenger RNA, 1491 nt
Organism: Colletotrichum lupini
Lineage: Eukaryota; Fungi; Ascomycota; Sordariomycetes; Glomerellales; Glomerellaceae
Product: FAD binding domain-containing protein
Exons: 4
Molecular function (GO): FAD binding
Source: RefSeq, a predicted model, not a curated record
AAAAUCUCGCUCCUGAUAACACGAUGCUUCUUUCUUUUUUUUUUUUUGCCGUUUCUAGCAGAUGUCGGAACAGUGAAUGCUCAACCAGCGUCGACCCAAGAUGUCUGCAAUACCUUGAGCAAGCUGUACUCUGAUUCCACGAUUCUUCCGAGCACAAGUCGAUAUGACUUUGAAAACACCUACUCGUGGACAUCCACCGCAUGGCUUGGGCCCGCUUGCGUAUUUGCCCCGUCCUCUGCGGAAGACGUCUCGAUUGCGGUAAAGCUGUUCACCCAAGUAAACGUACCGUUUGCAGUCAGAGCCGGUGGCGGCAUGACUGUCGAUAAUGUGGCAAACAUUGGUCCACAAGGCAUCCUGAUAUCCAGCACGAACAUGACUGUAAUAGAUAUCAAUGAUGACCAUAGCCUAGUGUCGGUGGGACCUGGUAUCCGCUGGCCACAGUUCUAUGCUUACCUCGACAACUUCAAUCGGACCGUCGACGGCAUUCGUCUUGGGAAUGUUGGUGUUGUUGGCCUGCUACUCGGUGGCGGAAUCGGAUUCUUCUCUUACGAGCAUGGCUCUGUGUCUACCGAGGUUCAGGCUUUCCAGUGUGUACUUGCAAAUGGAAAUAUUGUCGAGGCUAGCCUCACGGAGAACUCGGAUCUCUUCUGGGCGCUGCGAGGUGGUGGAAAUAACUUCUGCAUCGUGACAAGGGCCGACCUCCGUACCCUCAAUGUUUCUGCUGUUGACAUCGGCUCCGUUUCCUAUGGAACAGAAAGUCAGAAAGAGUACUUGAAAAGUAUGGUGGACUUUGCGCAUUACGCAGACUUUGACCCCAAGACUGCCGUGGAGGGCCAGAUUCGCUGGAGCCCUUCGACCAACCCGCAGAAGACUUUUGACGCCUUCAUCUUCCACAGUGGAGAAGACCUUCAAGCCGGCCCUCAGAACUUCACUGCUCCCGGCCUGAUUAAUUUGACGGCACCAGUCCUCCCGGUCACUGGAGGAGAAGUAGUCCGCCAGACAAUGGGAACAUGGUCCAACGCCGUCGAUUAUGCCUCUGAUGCCGGCAGGAGGCAGCUGUGGCACUCAGUCUCUAUACCCGCAGAUGCUGAUCUCUUUAAUAUUUUCGUCGACUCGUACUUCAACGGCAUCGCCGAGCUUGACAACAUUCCGGGCUUUUCACAGCCCUGGCCAUCAUGCCUAUCACCAAGAGAAUACCAGCCUCAGAUGUGGUUGGUCGAGAGCGCUUCAUGGCCCGACGCCGAGGACGAUAAGACGGUCUUCGAUGCUCACCAGAAAGCAAACGAGGACAUCAAAAAGAAUAUUCGCGCUGCCGGUUCCGAGCUUCUUCCUUUUGUUUUCCUCAGCGCCGCGCAGAAGACCCAGAGCAAUGAUGUCUUUCCUGGCCAUGGUGAGGGAAACUGGCAGAAGAUGAAGCAAAUCAGGGCGAAGUAUGACCCGAACCUUGUCUUCACAAAGCUGGUGCCUGGAGGUGCCAAGGUUGAGUAUUAG